AUGGGGAGGAGGGAGCGGCGCGCAUGCGCAGUGCACGCUCGGGACGGAGGGGUGGGGGGGAAUCGCAUCGCUGCGCGCCCCCCGCCGCAGCGCGCGGGCCCCCCCCGCGCCGCGAUUGGCUGGCGGUGCGCCAGCGCGCUGUCAAUCACGCAGUGGGGGGACACGCGCGGCGGGGGCGGUUUCCAGGCCCCCCCGCGCACACCCCGGUGCGGCCCGGGCCGAGCGAGCGGGAUCAAAGAGCGGCGGGCGGGCACGGGCAGCGGUUCGUACCGUACCGUACCGUACCGUACCGCCGGGGCACACCGGGCAGCGCCUCCGUACCGCUCCGUACCGUACCGUACCGUACCGCCGGGGCACACCGGGCAGCGCCUCCGUACCGUACCGUACCGCCGGGGCACGGGCAGCGCCGCCGCUCCGCCGGGGUACACCGAGCACGGGCCGCGGGCAGCGCCUCCGCACCGCUCCGUACCGCACCGCCGGGGCACACCGGGCACGGAGAGAAGUGCUGGAGGCCGUGCGGCGGAAGGGAGUGGGCAACAAGGGGGUAACUGCGGGCUGCGGAGUAUUACGGCGGGCGAUUCAUUACGUGGGACGACAAUUGAGUUAGUGGGGAGCGGCCGGGGGCCGCAGGGACCCUCCAGCACCGCGUGGACACAGCUGCACACGCCAGGACACACGGACACGGCACGGGGACAGACGGACAAGGACAGCCGGGAACAGGCGGCCGCACCGCGGGGCACAGCCCGGCACAGGCGCUGCUGCGGCUGCGGCACGGAGCUGUGCCUGGGGACACGCCAAGGGACACGGAAGGACACGGGAUGGCACCGCACACCCAACCUCCACAUCCUCCUCCGCGGCUGCCCUUGGGUCCCUGCCCACGUGGGGAAGGCCGGGAAAGGGCCCUUAGUUAUGGAUUAUCCCAGCGUGGGGAAUUGGUGCCAAACGGGAGCGUGGUGUGGACACCGGUGUGCGGGUACACGGUGUGCAGACCCCGGUGUGUGCAGACCCCGGUGUGUGCAGACCCCGGUGUGCGGGUACACGGUGUGCAGACCCCGGUGGUCUAGGAGAGCUGGGCAAGAGCUUCCUGACUGAAAAGGAAAACCAAAAAACACCUCACAAAAA
Taeniopygia guttata (zebra finch) is the source of this 1122-nucleotide messenger RNA. The record is from RefSeq and is a predicted model, not a curated record. Lineage: Eukaryota; Metazoa; Chordata; Aves; Passeriformes; Estrildidae.